Serendipita indica DSM 11827 is the source of this 1461-nucleotide messenger RNA. The record is from the annotation of a GenBank genome assembly. Lineage: Eukaryota; Fungi; Basidiomycota; Agaricomycetes; Sebacinales; Serendipitaceae.
AUGGCUCCUAUUCCGCCUACAGAUGCUCCACAGCCCAUUAAGGAUGUGCUCGAUUCGAUCGAGAAGCAGUUUGAGCUCUCAGACGAGCGUCUCAAGCAGAUUACGGCCCAUUUCGUGACUAUGUACCGCAGAGGUCUCCAACACGGACACGAACCGAUGGCUAUGAUUCCAACAUAUGUUACCGGGGUUCCAGACGGCUCAGAGACCGGCACAUUUAUGGCUGUAGAUCUCGGUGGAACAAACUUCCGAGUGUGCGAAGUCCAACUGCUCGGAGAUCACAAGUUUUCCCUCAAACAGAAAAAAUUCAAAGUCACCGAGGAACUCAAGACGGGUCCUGCCGUUGACCUUUUCGAUUACAUGGCCUCUUGCAUUGGCGACUUUAUGAAGGAGCUCGGCAAUCCUCCAGAGGACGAAUGUCUCCAUUUGGGUAUGACCUUUUCGUUUCCUGUCGAGCAGACGGCUUUGGGCGCAGGUCGGCUCUUGACGUGGACAAAGGGUUUCUCCGCUACGGGUGCGAUAGGAAACGAUGUCGUUCAAUUGCUCCAAGAUUCCUUGGAUAAAAAAAGAGUUGCUGCCAAAUGUGUCGCCCUGGUCAACGAUACUGUCGGGACACUCUUGACUCGUGGCUAUCUCACAGGAUCUUGCUUCCUCGGGGCCAUUUUCGGCACGGGAACCAACGGAGCCUACGUGGAAGACCUUUCCUCCAUCACCAAGCUGAAAAAGCUCGAUGCGGCAACGAGAAAAGCAGACAAGAUGAUUAUAAAUACCGAAUGGGGAGCAUUUGAUAACGCCCGACAUGUCCUUCCGAUCACCCGAUGGGACAAUGCGCUAGACCGCAUCUCCAUUAACCCCCGAUACCAAGCAUUUGAGAAGCUCAUUUCGGGAAUGUAUCUCGGCGAGAUCGCCCGCAACAUUCUCAUCUAUCUCAUCGAUCUUCCUCCCAUUCCCGGCUCCAACCCACCACAACACUACCUUUUCAGGGGACACUCGACGAAAAAGUUCAAUACCCAAUAUGGAUUCGACACCGAACUAAUGUCGAGAAUCAAAAAUGAUUCAUCGCCGGAGGCCGUUCGCGAGUUACUGGUCAACGAAAUGGGCUUUACCGAUUAUCAAAUAUCGGACUUGGACACUCAGAUUGUGGCUUGGAUCUGUGAUCUCGUCGCCAAUAGAUCGGCAGCAUUGAGUGGCUGUGCAGUCGCUGCAACCCUAGUACAAUGUGGGUAUUGCGAGGUUGGCGGUGGCCCGGGUUCGAAAGAGGUGGAUUCGGCCCUCGAACUUGGGGUCGACGGCAGUCUCGUUGAAUUUUAUCCGGGCUUCGAGGAGGCUCUGCGUAAAUCCCUGCGAGCCAUCGUGGGGGAGAAGAUGGAGCAGCUCGUCAAGGUUGGUAUGGCUAAAGAUGGUAGUGGUGUCGGUGCUGCGUUGUGUGCGCUCGUUGCAACGAAGAACGAGCAACACUCGUAA